Messenger RNA from Scatophagus argus, 1040 nucleotides. RefSeq names its product NADH:ubiquinone oxidoreductase subunit A8 (gene ndufa8). The record is from RefSeq and is a predicted model, not a curated record. NCBI's taxonomy places the organism in Eukaryota, Metazoa, Chordata, Actinopteri, Scatophagidae. The transcript has 4 exons. Gene Ontology annotation, biological process: mitochondrial electron transport, NADH to ubiquinone. Bases 149 to 667 code for a protein of 172 amino acids.
CUCAACGCGACUCGCAACUGAUAGCAGCAAACCAAACUGACCUUCUCCGCGGCCUCGUCGCUCGUCCUGGAGUCAGACGAGGACCUUGAAUGUUUGUCAUCGGUAUUUUUUGAUUCUCUUCUUUGUUUUAUUGUAAACACUUUCAGCCAUGCCUACAACGCUGGAUGUUCCCUCACUCCAGGAGCUGAAAGUGGAUGAGAUCAAUGUGUCAUCUGCUGUGCUGAAAGCUGCUGCCCACCACUAUGGGUCCCAGUGUGACAAACCCAACAAGGAGUUUAUGCUCUGUCGCUGGGAGGAGAAGGACCCCAGAAAGUGUCUAGAAGAAGGAAGGAAGGUCAAUGAGUGUGCACUCAAUUUCUUCAGGCAAAUCAAAGGAAACUGUGCCGAGUCCUUUACAGAGUACUGGACCUGUCUGGAUUAUUCAAACUUGACAGAACUGCGCCAUUGCCGUAAGCAGCAGCAGGCCUUUGACAGCUGCGUCCUCGAUAAACUGGGGUGGGAGAGACCUGAACUGGGAGACCUGUCUAAGGUGACCAAAGUGUCGACUUCACGACCCCUCCCUGAGAACCCCUACCAUUCUAGACCACGCCCCGAGCCCAAUCCAGUCAUCGAGGGCAAACUGGAGCCUUCCAAAACUGGCAGCAAUUUAUUUUUCUGGAACUGGUGAGGCAGCUCCAGAAAGUCCAUCAAUGUCAUGCGUUCUGUCCAAAAACAGUUAGACUACUUGUGACCAUCAACACAUUGAGGAUGCUUCAAAAAGGUUUAAAUCUCUCAGGCGCAGAUACCAGCAUUAAGAAUGCCUGUUUUGGCACUUUUAUGUGUGUAAGGUCUGAGGGUUGGUUUUGGACAGGGCUCAUGCCCUCACUGUCUUCAUCAACUGUACCUCCAGCAUCAUCAAAUGUUUGAGAAAGGAAGGAAGGAAGGAUGGAUUGUGUCAACAACAUCCAUACCACUUUCCUGACCACUUCUGUAAAUGUAAUGAGUGAACAAAUGCAACAUGCUGUUAUUAAUGUUGUGAAAUAAUAAAGAAAUAAAUUAUA